AUGAGAACCACGUUAUUGAGACGACUUCACAGUCAGUCUCCUAGCGCAAUCGCUAUGCGUGGGGUUCACCAUAAUCGACUAUCUCGAACAUCGUCGUCCUCGAGAUCAUCCAGCAGCAGUUUGAUUCAGCACAAUCAGAACAAUUACAACAAUCAUGAAAUCUCGGACCUGAUCCACGAAUAUGCUUCCAAAAAGCAAACGACAAUAUCCCUCAAAGACAUGAUGCUGAUGAAUAGUGUCAGCGAUACGGACCAUUAUCAGGCUCGUGAAAAACGUGUCCUUCGGGAACAAAUGUUGAUGCAAAUGGCAACCAUGCUCCAAGAAGAACUUCCCAUCCGAUUGGCCCACCGAAUACAAGAUCUGGAUUCCCUGGCGGUAUUGCAAGAAAUGCCCAGUGUCCAACAAGUCCGUUCCACCUAUCUUUCCAGUUUUUUGGACUUGUUGGACCAACCAAAACCUUCCUCUCCUCAGGCCGAACAAGACUUUGGCAGACUCUUGCAAAAUUUGUAUCAGAAUCACUCCAAUGUGUUGCGGCAAAUGGCAAGGGGUGUUUUGGAGCUAAGGUUUCAACAAGUACAGCAGCAAUAUCCAGUGAUGCCACUGGACCACGACCAUGGCCUUUCCAUGGUCGACGAAGCCUUUCUCGAUCGAUUUUACAUGUCACGCGUGGGCAUUCGAGUAUUGGCGGGUCAGUAUCUAGCUCUCCGGCAUCAACUCUUGAACGAUCCACUGGGUAAGAGUAUCCCCAAAGAAUAUGUAGGCAUGAUCAAUCGAAAGACCUCGCCGAGCCGUGUGGUGCAAAGGGCCAUUGAAGAUGCCACGUUACUCUGUCAUCAACAGUUUGGUCCUGGUCAGGCCCCCAAGGUGCAAGUGAGUGGGAAAAUGCAAUUGACCUUUUGCUACAUUCCUACCCAUCUCCAUUAUAUAUUAUUGGAACUCAUCAAGAAUUCCAUGCGAGCCACUAUGGAAUAUCACAAGGACAGUGAAGAAAAACCACCGAUACGAGUGGUGAUUGCCGAUGGAACGGAAAACGAAGAUGUGAUUAUCAAAGUGUCGGACCAAGGAGGUGGUAUUCCACGGUCCGAAAUGAGCAAGAUUUGGAGUUAUCUCUUCACCACUGCGUCACCCAAAGUCCAACAAGAAUUUUUCAAUGCCACCAAGCAACUGAAUGGUGCUAUUGAGAAUGGGUCCGUCUUGGCAGGUUUGGGGUAUGGGUUGCCUUUAAGUCGGGCCUACUCGAGGUAUUUUGGUGGGGAUUUGGAUCUGAUGAGUAUGGAGGGAUAUGGGACGGAUGCCUUUUGUCACUUGGUUCGACUUGCGGACAAGGCACCUUUGCCUGUAUAA
This is a messenger RNA of Cylindrotheca closterium, 1344 nucleotides long. NCBI's taxonomy places the organism in Eukaryota, Bacillariophyta, Bacillariophyceae, Bacillariales, Bacillariaceae. The record is from the annotation of a GenBank genome assembly.